AUGACCGCCGGAGAUGAGAAGGAACUCGAGUGCAUUCAUCAGGAGAGCGUCCCCAGGAUCGUCACUAUAGAGAACAUCCGUGUUCUCGGGCUGGAUCCAGCCGAUGAACAAUUCUACAUGAGCUUCUCCGCAGAGGACAGGAAAAAGAUCACACGCAAGAUUGACGUUCGCUUGAUCCCCGUGCUGGCUUUGCUGUACCUUCUAUCUCAUCUCGACCGCGCCAAUAUCGGCAACGCAAAGAUCGAAGGACUCGUGGAAGAUCUCAGGAUGGAUGGACUUGAGUGGAACGUGGCACUCAGUGUCUUCUUCAUCCCAUAUAUUUUACUGGAGAUUCCAAGUAAUAUGUUCCUCAAACGCCUCCGGAGACCGAGUACCUAUCUAGGAGUUCUGAUAGUUACCUGGGGUACUGUUAUGACUUUGACUGGAGUCGUGCAGAACUUCGCAGGCUUAGUGGCUACCCGGAUCUUUCUUGGAGUUUUUGAAUCCGGAUUUUUCCCCGGGGCAGUUUACUUGUGCUCCUUUUGGUACAUGCCACGAGACCUCACCACCCGAUUAGCCUGUUUCUAUUGUGCAAGUGCACUUUCGGGUGCCUUCUCAGGGGUACUCGCCGCUGGGAUUGCGAAAAUGGAUGGUGCAGGGGGAUAUGAGGGCUGGCGGUGGAUCUUCAUACUCGAGGGACUUGCAACCGUCGUGGUAGGGGUUGCUUCAUUCUUCCUCCUGAUUGAUACCCCGGGAAUGUCGUCGAGAUGGCUGGAUGCGGAUGAGAUCAGGUAUCUUGAGCUGCAGCUGUUUAUCAAAGAUGGAGGCGCAUUUGAAGAGACAGACCAAGAGGUCGAUAACAAACAGAACCGGCUGAAAGACCUGUUUGCCGUUCUCACUAACUGGAAGAUGUAUGGCUUUGGGUACAUUCUUCUAUGCCAGACGGCUUGCUCAUACGGUACGAAGUUUACACUUCCCACGAUAACCAAGGCUAUGGGGUACAGCAACACCAACGCACAGUUCAUGACGGUACCACCCUAUGUUGUCGGCGCCAUUUCCGCCGUAUGCUUCUCUCUACUUUCCGACCGCUUUCACUGGCGCAUGCCGUUUGUCGUAACCCCCCUUGCCCUGGUGACAGUCGGAUAUAGCAUUAUUCUGUCCCUCGAUGGCAAGCUCGGUGAGAAUAGCGGCCUGGCCCUCUUCUCGAUGAUCUUCGUGUGCUUAGGUCUCUACCCCACCCACCCGGCGGUAUCGUCGUGGUCAUCCAGCAAUCUACCAUCGUCAAGCCAACGGUCAAUCGGGUUAGCUUUUAACAUAUGCGUCGGAAAUAUUGGAGGCAUCAUUGGAAGCUUUAUGUAUAUCGAUGAGGAGGGUCCGGCGUAUCAUACAGGAUUUGGCUUGUCUGUGGCUCUAGCGGGUACAAGCUUGAUCGUGGCUGCGGUGUUGGAUUUGCAUUUCUAUCUUCAAAACAAAAAGAGAGCACGUGUGUCGGAAGACGAAAUCAAGCGGCAGCAUACGGGUGCCGAGCUGAUGGCCAUGGGUGAAAAAUCACCGCUGUUUAUAUAUACCCUGUGA
Messenger RNA from Aspergillus candidus, 1554 nucleotides. Its product is annotated as putative MFS transporter. Gene Ontology annotation, cellular component: membrane. The transcript has 5 exons. Gene Ontology annotation, molecular function: transmembrane transporter activity. NCBI's taxonomy places the organism in Eukaryota, Fungi, Ascomycota, Eurotiomycetes, Eurotiales, Aspergillaceae. Bases 1 to 1554 code for a protein of 517 amino acids. Gene Ontology annotation, biological process: transmembrane transport. The record is from RefSeq and is a predicted model, not a curated record.